CGGUGUUUUCAUUAAUUACUGCUCGUGUGAGGCAUAUUAUAGAGGUAUAAUAUAUAUAUAUAAUAUUUCUGUUUUAACUUCGUGAUAUUUGUUCAGGCAAGUCAGUCGGUGUCGUGGCGGAAGCUGUACGGAAGAUGACUGUUCAUAACUUAUACAUAUUUGACCGCAAUGGCACCUGCCUUUACUACAGUGAAUGGAACCGCAAGAAACAGGCCGGAAUAUCCAAAGAGGAGGAAUGUAAGCUGAUGUAUGGAAUGCUCUUCUCUAUUCGAUCAUUUGUUAGUAAGAUGACUCCUCUGGAUAUGAAAGACGGAUUUGUGGCAUUUCAGACCAGCCGUUAUAAGCUGCAUUAUUACGAAACUCCCACAGGCAUUAAACUGGUGAUGAAUACAGACCUCGGUGUGCCGAACUGUAGAGAUACAUUACAGCAGAUAUACAGUACAUUGUAUGUGGAGUACAUUGUCAAAAACCCCUUGUGUGUGUUGGGCGAGUCUCUUCAGAGCGAUCUGUUCAACACUAAACUGGAUUCUUACAUCCGAGCUUUACCUUUCUUCAGUGUCCGGGCGGCUUGACGCCUGCACGUCUGCAUCAGCUCUAUUAUGAAAAUAAAAUAUGACCACCUUAUAUUGAACACCAGUGGGAUGUUUUAUUCAGUCUGACCUUUUGUUUGGUGGUAACAUUAUGAGAAUCCAUUUCAUACCUGAAAACUGACUGGAGAAAGAACUUGAUGCAUUAUUUACAUAACAACAACAACAACAUAGAGAUUAUGGAUGCUUUGUAUUUGUGUACACUUUAAUCCAAAUGUUGUUUUUAGAUAAAAUAGCAUGUUCACAAUGAUGAAGAUGUCAAAAAAGA
Messenger RNA from Paramisgurnus dabryanus, 855 nucleotides. It is a transcript of the gene trappc1, whose product is annotated as trafficking protein particle complex subunit 1. Gene Ontology annotation, cellular component: TRAPP complex. Gene Ontology annotation, biological process: endoplasmic reticulum to Golgi vesicle-mediated transport. NCBI's taxonomy places the organism in Eukaryota, Metazoa, Chordata, Actinopteri, Cypriniformes, Cobitidae. The record is from RefSeq and is a predicted model, not a curated record.